AUGCAUGUGACUGACAUCAGCUUUAUGGAAGCUCAAGGGGCAUUCUGCAACGAGCGCUUACCGGACUGUCGUCAGGCCUUUGCCACAGUCGUGCGGCCUUCGACGUCAGUGCACUGGUCCUCGCUGAGCUGCUUGCCGAGGGCAUCGCAAGAGGAAGAGGGCAUGCGACCAGCUCGUUCGGACGGCAAGAAGCUCCGAAAGUAA
This is a messenger RNA of Mixia osmundae IAM 14324, 204 nucleotides long. RefSeq lists its product as uncharacterized. Lineage: Eukaryota; Fungi; Basidiomycota; Mixiomycetes; Mixiales; Mixiaceae. The transcript has a single exon. The coding region runs from base 1 to 204 and encodes 67 amino acids. The record is from RefSeq and is a predicted model, not a curated record.